AGGAUGAUGACAAAUCUGUGUGGAUGAUCUAUCACAUAUCAAGGAACUACCAAACUUAUUUUAAUUUCAUCAACUACCUUCCAAGUCUACUAAAAAUGUUUAAAUGAGAUUUGCCCCACCUAAAAGUGCACCUCCAGAAGCGAGAAAAUUUUCAAAAGAUGUCGAAAGAGAGCUGCAAGAAGACUACAACAUAUCGGGAUGGGUUAUAAAGCCAGUGCAACCUGAUAUAACCCUGCUCCGGGAGUGCCUUAACACUGCUCCAAGACGAUGCAGUUCAGCCACAGAACGUACGAGCUGUGGACAAUUGAUCGUUAACUUUGGGAGAGUCAGUUCCAGUCAUCUCAAGCUAAAGUGCUCGCUUACUGAAGGAAGCAUCAAGAACCGGACACGGAGUAAAGACUCUGGAGUAGACGGACUCACGGACAGUGGCGUGGACAACAUGAUAGACAGCAAGACGAGACCGUUUGAGGAGGAUGAGGACGAGUUCUCUGACAUUAGCGAAAGCAACGACGGCAGUAUGGAUAAUGAGCAAGACUCCGAGUUAGCACGGCUGAUGGUGAGUGAGCCGGAACUAAGUGAACAGGAUUCAGGUGGGGACACCAUGCAACACGAGCUCGAUAGUGCUCCUUCUGAGGAACAAACUAAGUUGUCCCAGAGCGAACUUGCAUCCAGUCUUAAAUCUUACGUGGAACGAAGCUCAGUUCUAUCUCGUAAUAAGAGAAGAGCGAAGGGUGACGUAGAGAAAGUGGAGAGAGAGCACCAACUACCAAACCCUGUCACACCCGACAUACCGGUUGAAAGCACCGAAGAUGAGAUUAAAACGGGCUUUGGAACGUCCUACAUAAUCGAUGGAAAUCUGGCUACAGAGAACAGAAAGAUUGCAAACGGCUCCAAUAUGUUCAUAUCCUCUGUUGCUCGCAAACUUAGUCGCAAAGUUCCAUCCUCAAAACCCAAAUCAUCAAAACCCAAAACUACUGAGAUAGGCAAUGGAGCCGUCGAGUUCAGAAAUUUCUUAAAAGAGGUGACAGUGCCGCCCAAACAGCAGCUCUGGUCUCGGUCCAGAAAGUUAGAGCGACACAGCACAUCACCUUCCAUCUGCUCUUAUAAUGAAGUUUGUGCCCAACUUUACGAUGGCAAGAAGAGUCCAGACCAGUUCUUGAAUAGUACAUUCGACAAUGUGUUGCCAAACAACCGACCACCCUACCGAAACGACAAACGGCGCUCCAGCAACUGCAGCUUCAAAUCUUCCUGCUCAAUACCAUCCUUCUCAACUCCUAACCAAGCACUACUCCUCAUCGGCAUGAAGCCGUCCAGUAAACCCCAACAAGAACUCAAUAAAAACAAUUUAGGACGUCCCCCAAUCAGAAAGCCAGGCAUGCAGAAACCUCCUAUCAUGAACAAGACCCGUGGUCUUGUCAGCAAUAAAAACCACCACGUGCUGCAAUUACCAGAGUUAGGUGUAAACGGCUCAGGCGAUCUAGUCAUCAGAAAGAAGCAGAUUAUUUCGGGUUAAUGUCUUAUCCCUUUUUCAACUUAAAAACUUAAAUUAAUAGAUUUGUUAUAAUAAGUUAUUAAUAUUAAUUUCUGAUAUUGAAAGUAUUAAGAUAUUAAUUUGAUUUUUCGGAUGAUUUUUUCACUAAAAACAUAACGUGUCUAUGAUUUUGAAGGUCAUGAAUCAAUAACUGUAGUUACUAAUACAUAAUGAUAUAAAUGUUCAAUGCGCUACUAAAUAUAAGAAGUAAAGUGUUUGAUAAAGAUUUUAUAUUGUAAAAUUUGUAAUAAUGUAAUAUAUCAUGUUAAUACCACCCCACACACUCACUAAUUAUGUAUAUGAAUAUUAUGGACAACCUAUGAAUUUUCGUUUUCUUUUUUCAGAUACAUUCAA
This is a messenger RNA of Bolinopsis microptera, 1885 nucleotides long. RefSeq lists its product as uncharacterized. The record is from RefSeq and is a predicted model, not a curated record. The transcript has 11 exons. NCBI's taxonomy places the organism in Eukaryota, Metazoa, Ctenophora, Tentaculata, Lobata, Bolinopsidae. Bases 104 to 1513 code for a protein of 469 amino acids.